This is a messenger RNA of Phalaenopsis equestris, 1620 nucleotides long. Its product is annotated as ACT domain-containing protein ACR4-like. The coding region runs from base 40 to 1596 and encodes 518 amino acids. The record is from RefSeq and is a predicted model, not a curated record. NCBI's taxonomy places the organism in Eukaryota, Viridiplantae, Streptophyta, Magnoliopsida, Asparagales, Orchidaceae. The transcript is spliced from 5 exons.
AUUUGUAGGCGAGUUGAAGCUUUUCAGUGAUUCCAAUUAAUGGAUGGUGGUAAUUGUUACCCCUUUUUUGACCCAGAGUUUGACCCCCUCUCCGAAAAUAUCCCUCCACUGAGGGUGAGCGUUGACAAUGAAACACGUGACAAUCACACAAUUAUCAAGGUGGAUAGUGCUAACAUACAUGGGAUCCUUCUAGAAAUGGUUCAAGUCCUUUCCGAUUUGAAUCUUGUCAUCUCUAAAUCGUAUAUCUCAUCAGAUGGUGGAUGGCUCAUGGAUGUCUUCCACGUAACCGACCAUCAUGGACACAAACUCACAGACCCUAACCUCAUACAACACAUACGAAAAUCUCUUAGUGUCGCCCAAAAACAAAAAGGAUCUUCCACAUCUGCUAAAGUCAAAACAAGCCUAAUCAACUUUGUUAGGGCCAACAGCCUCAACUCUUACUGCUCUGCUCUUGAGAUAACUACCAAUGAUCAUCCUGGCCUCCUCUCUGAGGUCACUGCUAUACUCUCUGAGCUUUCGUGUGGCGUGGGCUCCGGUGAAAUUUGGACUCACAAUGGUCGUGCUGCUUUCAUUCUUUACAUAACAGAGCAAUUCACGGGCCAACCCAUCUCUGACCCAACUCACUUGGGUUAUGUGGAGGAACAAGUGAGAUGCAUAGUGAAGGCUCACCACUUUCCAGGGGAGCUAUGGCGCGUGCGAUUGCUAGGCCCCACCAACCAUCAAAUUCACACGGAGCGGCGAUUACAUCAAUUGAUGCAAGAGGAUAAAGAUUAUGAGAUUGAAUCACCAUUGUCUCCCUUUAAGAAUGGUCACUUUUGCUUGGUUAAUAUGGAUAUAGAGGCCAAGAGGUGGCUUGGCGGUGAUGGUGGAGGUAAUGGAGCAGUGUGUGGGCCAUAUGUGUCAAUUGAGACAUGGAAGGAGAGAGAUUAUUUGGUGGUGAAUGUCAGGAGUAGGGAUAGGCCUAAGCUAUUAUUUGAUACAGUUUGUACAUUGACAGAUUUAGACUAUGAUGUAUUUCAUGCCUCUAUGAGCUCUCAUGGAUCAAUAGCAAUUCAAGAAUACUAUGUGCGGCGGAUGGAUGGGUGCUUGAUUAACAAGGAAAUGGAAAGGCAGAGCAUAGUUCAAUGUUUGGUAGCAGCCGUAGAACGAAGAAUACCUCAUGGACAAAAAAUAGAGUUGCGUACUUUAGAUCAACAUGGUUGGCUCUCAGAUUUAAGUAGAGCUUUUAGAGAGAAUGGUCUAUCACUAGAUAAUGCAAAGUUUGCCAAGGAGGGAAAUUGGGUCAUUGGCACUUUUUAUAUUACUGAUUUUUCAUCUUCUGUAUUUGAUAGAGUUAUGAAUCAACAAAGACUAGAGGCACUAUACAACACAGUUGAUAGCAACAUCAUCUUUGACAAGAAGGAACAUGCCGAUAAUGAGUACCUUGGUUGCAGAAAAGGGGGACUAAUGUUGAGGAGCCACUUUAAUAUGUUAAAGUGGACUAACUCAUCAGUUCAGUGGAGUUGGAAUGUGCAUCAAGUGUUCUAUUCCUUAGGGAGUCUUAUGAGGUCAUAUAUUGACUGCUUCUCCAAAAAAUUUGGUUUUAUUCAAUCAUAAAUAAAUCAUAAUAUCAACUCUGUA